This is a messenger RNA of Quercus lobata, 1220 nucleotides long. Its product is annotated as proteasome subunit alpha type-7-like. Gene Ontology annotation, cellular component: proteasome core complex, alpha-subunit complex; proteasome core complex. Lineage: Eukaryota; Viridiplantae; Streptophyta; Magnoliopsida; Fagales; Fagaceae. The transcript has 3 exons. Gene Ontology annotation, biological process: ubiquitin-dependent protein catabolic process. The coding region runs from base 154 to 906 and encodes 250 amino acids. The record is from RefSeq and is a predicted model, not a curated record.
CUCGCUCUAAAAGAGAGUGCCUUGUCGCAAAAGAAAUUGUUUAGUUUAUUUUUCCCUCUCUCAGAAGUCAGAUCGCACACUGAAAAAAGCAAAAGCAAAAGCAAAAACAGAGCUAAAGAAGAAGAAGAAGAAGAAGAAAGUAGAGAGAGAGAGAUGGCUCGGUACGAUCGUGCAAUAACAGUGUUCUCACCGGACGGCCAUUUGUUCCAGGUGGAGUACGCCCUCGAAGCCGUCCGCAAAGGAAACGCCGCCGUCGGAGUCCGUGGCUUAGACGCCGUCGUUCUCGGCGUCGAAAAGAAAUCCACUCCCAAACUCCAAGACUCCAGAUCGGUUAAGAAGAUUGUAUCAUUGGAUAAUCACAUUGCGCUAGCAUGUGCUGGGUUGAAAGCGGAUGCACGUGUUUUAAUAAAUCGGGCACGCAUUGAAUGUCAGAGCCAUAGGCUUACAGUUGAGGAUCCUGCAACCGUUGAAUAUAUAACACGUCACAUUGCAGGCCUGCAGCAGAAGUAUACACAAAGUGGCGGUGUAAGACCAUUUGGGCUUUCAACUUUGAUUGCAGGUUUUGACCCGUACACCGGCACACCAUCUCUUUAUCAGACAGAUCCAUCGGGAACAUUUCAGGCAUGGAAAGCCAAUGCGACGGGGAGAAACUCAAAUUCGAUGAGGGAGUUUUUGGAAAAGAAUUAUAAAGAAACUUCUGGACAAGAAACUGUCAAGUUGACAAUUCGUGCUUUGCUUGAAGUCGUUGAGAGCGGAGGGAAGAACAUAGAAAUUGCUGUGAUGACAAAAGAGCAUGGGCUGCACCAACUCGAGGAAGCUGAAAUUGAUGCCAUUGUUGCUGAAAUUGAAGCAGAAAAGGCGGCCGCAGAGGCUGCAAAGAAGGCCCCUGCAACAAAGGAAACCUAGUUCUGUUUUAUUAUCAUAUUUCAACUGCACUUUCUGAGUCAAUUAAUUUUUUGCCAUUGAACAUCACUGUUUCAUGCAACUUUAGCAUCCACACCGAGUUCAAUGAGGACCUGAUUUCAAUACUUUUCUUUUCAAACCAUCUGUUUGCUUUUAUUUAUUCUGGAAUUGCUGAUAGUCAUCUUUCAGUGCAGUAUGUUGCUCUUUGUUAUUUGCAGGCUGUUGUUCAUGGUCAAACUUUGAAGAAAUAAGUAUGCCAAGAUCCUUUAGUCUAUGGAUAAAGAAAGGAUCUAAUUGGUCUCUGCUAUUUUUUCUCA